AUGAACAUGUCUGAGACUGAGACAGAGAAGAAUCCUGGUAUUAAGCUGUUUGGAUGGAAGAUUCCGUUGCCGGAAUGUCGAAUUCCGGUUAACUCUCCACCAAUGGAUACUUGCAGCAGUACAAAGAAAACAUUAGAGGAAAAAGUUUCUGCGGAAAAAACCGAGCAACGAGAUGAUUCUUCCAAUUCAAUGGAUAGUAAACAAGAGUCCCGAAGUAAUACGCAGGAAAAAGAGCCGAUAGUAAACUCGGAGCAAGCCGAAGAUAACAUGGAGUCGGGUGAUACUGAUCAAGAUAAAAUCUUGAAGAAACCAGACAAGAUUGUUCAGUGUCCGCGGUGCAGAAGUUGGGACACCAAGUUUUGUUAUUUCAACAACUAUAAUGUAAACCAACCUCGGCAUUUCUGUAAGAAUUGCCAGAGGUAUUGGACUGCGGGCGGAACGAUGAGAAAUGUUCCUAUAGGUGCUGGGAGGCGGAAGAAUAAGCAUCUCGCCUCUCAGUACAGGCAAGUUAUAGUAAACUCAGAUGGAAUUCCGAUAUCCAGGCAAGAAACUACGAGCUUAUCCGGUCAUCAGCGUGCGAUGACGGAUAAUGAGACUGUGUUGAAAUUUGGUCCGGAUACUCCUCUCUGCGAAUCAAUGCAUUCGAUGCUUAAUGUUCGAGACCAUAAUAGAAGGACUGAUGCAAAUUCUAUUAGUAAUGUGCUGCAUAGAGAGGAACCAACCUUAUGCGGAUCUUCCGUUGCAAACACGGAUACUCAUGGGAACAAGCUAUCAGAACACAAUGCGCCAAAUUGGUUGCAUUGCUAUCCUGUUCCUCCAUGGGUAUUGCCGAUGAAUCCUGGUUGGACUAAUGCCACUUCCAUGGCAGCAGUUCAUCCGACUUCGGUAUCCAUGUGCAACCCUUAUAGCGCUGCGCCAACUUCAAUGCAAUGGUGUCCCGCGCCUAUGUUUGCGAUUCCUGGAAUUAGGCCACAAGACAUACCUUUGCAACUUGUAUCAGCCUCACACUGGAAUGGUCCAUCACUCUGCCUCUCGCCGCCUUCCUCCACAAGUAACAGCUGCUCGGGUAAUGGCUCGCCAACACUAGGCAAACACACUAGAGAUACAGUUUCCGCAGAUGAAGACAAAUCAGACAAGUGUAUUCCGGUUAGAAAAACGACCAAAAUUGAAGUCGCAAAUGAGGUUCCGAAAAGUCCUAAUGGAGAAGGCAAAAACAUUGUGUUGGGUGCAUCUCAGAUUUUGGAAGCCUAA
Molecule: messenger RNA, 1251 nt
Organism: Vicia faba (fava bean)
Lineage: Eukaryota; Viridiplantae; Streptophyta; Magnoliopsida; Fabales; Fabaceae
Source: the annotation of a GenBank genome assembly